AUUCUUGUUUCUUUUGCUCUGUAAUUUUCAACCAUGGAGAAGGAGAAGGAGAAAUCAGUUGCUAAGCCUAACAAUUCAGAAACGCCCAAGUCUCCCAACUCAGUAUUUUCUAUGGAUUCUUCUAUCGAGAGCCUCACCUUCUCGGUAGGGAAUCUUUCCCUGAAGAAUGGCAAAAUUCACAGCAUCUGCAAGGGUACUUCUUCUAUGGACAAUGGCAGUUCUUUGGCUUUUUCCGGUGGUAACACUUCAAAGAAAACCCAAGAAGUUGGAGCUGAUAUUCAAGAAACUGGGUGGUUAGAGAAUUCAAAGCCAGUUCCAACGCCAUUGUAUCCACAAAGAAUCUGGGGAGUCGAGAAUGCAAGAAGGCCUCUGUUUUCGGACCUGCAACUUUCUGUGCCUGCUUUCUAUCAAUCAAAUAACUGGGGUGGUGCUCGCAACUCCACGCCUCAAGAAAGCAGGGAGAACUUCGGCACUGUCUGUCAAGAUUCUACAACGGGUAGGCAGAAUCAAGAAAGCGUUAAUGGAGCUGUGCCUUCUGGGGGUAAGAUAGAAAGGAAUGAUUUUAUUUCACUUGCUGUGAAUGAAAAUGGGUCAAAGAUACUUCAGAAUAUAUUAAAGUCGAGGGAUCCAGAGCUUACAAGUCAAAUACUCGAAAGGUUUUUAGCCUCAUUGCAUGGAGUCCCCAUAAUCUGCGUUCUUAUGACUAAUGAAUGGGGAUGGCAUGUUUGUUCCAAGCUGAUUGAUUCUUGCAAUGAUCAACAGUUGGCAAUUAUUGUAGAGACGAUCACCAUGUGCCAGGAUCUGUUUAUUAAUUUAUCAAACAACAUAUACGGUUCCAAGUUGAUCAAGAAGAUGAUCAAAUUGCUCAAACGAUCGCCCUUAAUCCAUUGGCUGACACUCAGUCUCUACGCUUGUUUCUACCCUCUGAUGAUGGAUCGAAUCGGAUCAUAUGUUUUGAGUUACUGCUUGGAUUAUCUUGAUGUUAGGCAGAACGCUCUACUGUAUGAAUCAGCCAUUUCGCUUUGUCUUCACUUAGCAACGCAUGAGAAUGGAUGCAUAUCUUUGAACAACUUCAUAGACAAAAUCCAAGGUUCGCACCGGCAACGCCUCCUGGAGUUAAUCUCUAAAAAUGCAGUUUUCCUCUCGCAGGAUCCUUCAGGGAACCAUGUUGUGCAGAAGGUCCUGGCGCUUGAAAAUCCAAUCUUUACUGAAAGAAUAUGCUCUUCGCUCAGAGGUCACUAUAAAAGGCUUUCACUGCAGAAAUGGGGCAGUCAUGUAGUUGAAAAAUGUUUGAGGUCUACAGCAAUGGAAUGUGCAGUUGAGGAUCUUCUAAGUAGCAGCAGCAACCAAUUAUUGCAAGUGGCCAGAGAUCAAUUUGGUAAUUAUGUGAUCCAGAGUGCAUUGAAAGUCACUAAGAAGACGAAUAAUCCACUCCAUCUAGAGCUUCUGAGGAGCCUACAACCACAUCUCGAAACUCUCCGGAAAGGAUUUGGAAGGAAUGUCUUCAAUUUGAUUGCUAAUGGGGUUCCAACUGAUGAGGCUUGAUUCCAUCUCAUAACAGUAUAAUUUACUAGUAUGUUGUUUUCGUUUAGUAUUCCUUUUAUCUUCUGAGUUCCGAUGAGUGUUUUAGUGGGUGCUGCCCUUCAGUUUUGUAGGCACUGUAUUACAGUUUAGUACUUCGUCAGUUUGUUUGGUUUUGGCUUGAAUCUUGGUUGUAAUUUUUUAACCUGGAUAGUCGAUUGGUAAUAAAAUUCUUUUUUUGG
Molecule: messenger RNA, 1763 nt
Organism: Hevea brasiliensis (rubber tree)
Lineage: Eukaryota; Viridiplantae; Streptophyta; Magnoliopsida; Malpighiales; Euphorbiaceae
Product: putative pumilio homolog 8, chloroplastic
Exons: 1
Coding region: 34-1545 (503 amino acids)
Biological process (GO): post-transcriptional regulation of gene expression
Cellular component (GO): cytoplasm
Molecular function (GO): mRNA binding
Source: RefSeq, a predicted model, not a curated record